AUUUGUCGCUCUCUCUGGUAGUAGUGCCGCCGCCCUUGUGCUUUGAGGUAGAAGUCCGGUUUAUUGGCUUUUUUACUGACUGGGGGAGAUAUGGAGGCCUCCAGCAUCAUCCUGAGCCACCAUGGCGACUGGCAGACAGGCAGAUACUGUUAACGUGAUUUCCGCAGAAUACUACGUUUCAAAGUUUUUUUUUGUGGAGGAUCAAAUUCCAGCCGCCGUCACAAAUGUGGCAGAUUCCAGUAUAUUUUACAUUAUCCGUAUUUCACUGUAAAAGAUUAUUAUACUUUUCAAAAGUACCGGUGCAGACCUGAGCAGUGCUAGUCUAACUUACUGUGGUUACUUGGUGAUCACACAACAGACCCUUUAUCAGCGUUGGUAGCCAUACUAAGCAGCGCUCACACUUUGUAGCAUUUCAUCACAACCAUGAGCGUGGAGCCUCUGAACGAUAACUUGAUCCAAAAAGAGGACUGGUCCACAGCCACAAUGACAGAAAGUGAAAAACCUUUAGAAAAAACAUUUGACUGUGAAGCUUUGGAGGAUCAAAACUGCCAGCAUCAUGUGGACAUGGAGAUGCACUCAAAUGGCUCCAAUGGAAAUGAUUCCAGUGGAAAUGACUGCCAUGGACAUGAGUCCAGUGGGACAGAUUCACACGUUAACGAGCCCAGUCGAAGAGCAAACUGCGCUUUUAGAAGACCAAGCAAAUCCACAGGAAGCAGCAACAACAGUGAACAAACGGACAGAACUCGGUCUCACAAGGAAUUAAUGAGCAUGGUGCAGGAAAUGAAGAGAAGACUGACACAUGAAAAAUUUAACCGUAGCAAGCCCAGCACUGUCGAUGCUCUCAACUACGCCUUGAAAUGUGUUAGACAAGUACAAGCAAACAGUGCAUUUUUCGAGGCUCUCAGUGAUAGUGGAACAUGUCGAAUGGAUCCAGCUGUACACACAGUUGAGGACUUGGAGACAAUAACAUCUGAACACCCACCAAAGAAUACAGAUACCUUUGUAAUCGUUUUUUCGCUAACCUCUGGGAAAAUGGUGUAUAUCUCCGAACAAGCAGCUUACAUCCUGAAUUGUAAGAAGAAGCUGCUGGACUCCUCUAGGUUUGUGGAACUCCUGGCCCCUCAGGAUGUCCGUGUAUUCUACAAGCACACAACGCCGUCUCAUCUGCUACCCUGGAAUGUAGGAGCAGAGACAGCCUCACUAUAUGAAUACACUCAAGUGAAAUCAUUUUUCUGCAGAAUAAGAGGAGGAAAGGAUCGGGAACAUGACAUCCGGUAUAAUCCAUACAGAAUGACCCCAUAUUCUGUCAAGGUGCGCAGUGCUGAUAAUGCUGAGCCAGAGCCAUGCUGCCUUGCCUUGGUAGAAAAGAUCCACUCGGGUUAUGAAGCUCCCAGAAUCCCUUUGGACAAAAGAAUAUUUACAACUACUCACACGCCGGGCUGUGUUUUUCUUGAAGUUGAUGAUCGAGCUGUACCUUUAUUGGGCUACUUGCCACAAGACUUGGUUGGAACGUCUCUCCUGAUGUAUUUGCACCCAGAGGAUCGUCCUUUAAUGCUAGCAAUGCAUAAAAAAGUUUUGAAGUAUGCUGGACAGCCUCCAUUUGAGCACUCUCCUAUCAGGUUCUGCACUCAAAAUGGGGACUAUAUAACACUGGACACUAGCUGGUCAAGCUUUGUCAAUCCGUGGAGCAGAAAGGUGGCGUUUAUCAUUGGUCGACAUAAAGUCAGAACGGGACCGCUUAAUGAAGAUGUUUUUGCUGCGCCGAGCAAAGAAAUUCUCAGUGUUGAUAAGGAGAUAAAAGAAUUGCAAGGCCAGAUUUACAAGGUCUUUUUGCAACCUGUUCAUAAUAAUGGUUCCAGUGGAUAUGGAAGCUUAGGAAGCAAUGGCUCUUAUGAGCAUUACAUCAGCAUAGCGUCAUCCAGUGAUUCAAAUGGAAAUUGUGUGGAUGAAACCCAAAAAGAACCGAUGUCAUUAAAACAAGUGUGUACGGACAUUAAUCGUAUUAAAAAUAUUGGUCAGCAAGUGUAUAUUGAAACACGAAGCAAGCCACAGCCCAAGAAAAAGGACCAACCCAAGAAAGAUCUAAACAGAGCAAAGCCCAAUACAUUUGUAAAGCCACAGCAAGAAAAUACUACAACAGAUGGGCAAGCAACAUCCACCUGUGAUGCAUCAAGGAAGGGGCAACACAUGCCAUCAUACCAGCAAAUCAACUGUGUGGACAGUAUAAUUCGGUAUCUGGAGAGCUACAACAUCCCAGCACUGAAGAGGAAAUGUCGAUCCUCUACAAACACAGCGUCUUCAUCUUCUGAAGACGACAAGCAGGGUCUGCAAGGGCCAAUUGAGCUGGAGGCUUUAGAAGAUGUUCCUGAAAUAACAGCGCCCAUCGACACAAGACCGUUAUCAGCAGAAUCAAUGGUGACGGCAGAUGCUCAGACAACAGCAGCUGUGGUUGGAGCUCCUCUGACGGAUUUGACUCUUUCUAUCAAGGCCAUGAGUGUGGUCUCUGUCACCAGUCAAUGUAGCUUCAGCAGUACCAUUGUUCAUGUUCCACAGCCUGAGUCAGAAGUUCUUGCCCUAGAAGAUGCUGCUGGCGGGAUUGAGCAAAUAGAAAUGAAGUCUUCACAAGCACCUGGUUCCGCUGUUGCUCCUGAAGAAUUUAAGCAGAUUGGCUUAACAAAGGAAGUUUUAUCUGCGCACACACAGAAAGAAGAGCAGGAAUAUGUCGAUAGAUUUCAGCAAAGGAUUCUCCAGUCUCCGUAUAGCAGCUACCUCCAACAAGACGGCAGAAGUAAAGGCUGUUCUCAUGAGCAAGGUGAACAUUCUUCACAACCGACUGCUCCUGCUGCUUGGAAAAAAGGAAAGAAACAAGCAAAACACAAGCGACAGAAACCCAUGGAAUCCUCUGACAGUAAUGGUUCUCAUCCAAAUUUACCCCCCCGGCCAAGAAGGUCAGGGCCUCUUCCACCGUCUUGGCCACCAUCUGAAGUAUCUCAUCCAAGCCCCUCAAGUAUGGGCUUUCCCCCUCCAGUGAUGAUUCCUAUCCAGCCAGCUUAUCCCAUGCCUGGAUUUCCACUCCCACAGAUGCCACCAGUAACAGGCAACAAUGUAGCUUCAUCUAUAGCACCUACUCCUCAGCAAUCAAAUAUGUCUUACAAUCUGCCUGCUUAUCCAGGAUUUGCUUCUCCAUAUAUGGGAACAUUCAUGGCAGUCCUUCUCCCAAAUUACAAUAUGUAUCCCCAAAUGAACCCACAGAUACCCCCACAGAUACCUCCACCUUUUUUCCCCACUCAUUUUCCUUGUUCACCUUCCUAUCCAUAUGCUGAAAUGUCCAGUGCUCCACAAAGCAUGCCUUCUCAGGUACCCACAGACUUUGUUGACCCAACCUCUCGAGCAUCUUCUCCUAUGUCAGCAGAAGAGCAAGAGGCUCAAAGUGAAGAUCCACAAAUGUUUAGCAAUUCAAGGAGCAGCUCUCCGCUUCAGCUUGUUCUUCUUCAGGAAGAGUUACCCAAGCCUAUGGAGCAAGAAGAGGGAACCAACGAGGAGAGCCAAGUGGAUAUAAAAUGUGCAGCAGAGGAUAGUGGGAACAAUGACAGCCACUCUGCUUCUAGUGAACUUUUUGACCUUUUACUCCAAGAAGAUUCCCAGUCUGGCACUGGAUCUGCAGCAUCUGGACGUGGAUCAGCAAAUUCCAGUUCUUUAAGAUCUGGCUCCAACGGUUCUACCUCAAACGGGACAUCUGGAAGUGGUAUAGGGAGUAGCAACAGUAGCAACUAUUUUGCCAGCAAGUCAUCUGAUACCUCCAAGAAAGGCCAUAAACGUCAGGAUGUUGUGGAGGAUGAUUUCUCCAAAGCUCCCAGGGACUCUAUUUGGACUAUGAUUGAGCGCACACCUACACCUAUUAUGAUGACCUAUCAGGUACCUAAAAGGGAUAAAGAAGCUUUACUGAAAGAGGACUUGGAAAAACUGACAGCAAUGCGCAACAAGCAGCCGUGGUUCACUGAAGAGCAGAAGGAAGAACUUGCUGAAGUGCAUUCUUGGAUUCGUAAUCGAACUAUUCCACAAGAAAUUGAUACUCAAGGAUGUGUCACAUGUUCCGCAUCAGUGGAGCCUUUCACACAGAUGAAAGAUGUCAGCCCAGGAGAGGACACAGCCGAUAGCAUUGAACAGCUGCCGUGUCCUUCUAACAGCCCAGGUAUCUCAGGAGACACCACAAACUUACAAACAUGACUUUCAUGUACUUUUCAUAUGAAUUUGUUCAAAAACGAUUUAUGCCGUUUUCCUUUGUACAAGUCGAGGCAGAAACCUGCUCUCCUCUGAUACCUUCGGAGGAAAUCGCAUUUUUCAUUGUCUUUUUAAAGAGAAACUUUGUGCCAAGACUUAACAUCUCUGGUUUCGUGAAGGAUUCUUUUCCCAGAUAAAAACAUUUGUUCCAUCCCUGGAGUUCUUCUUUGGAAUAUGUCCAACACUUUCAGACCAUGAGGAUAACGAGCGUGUUUCCCGGUUCCGUAAUAUCCAGCUGCAUUUCUUGUGCACAUUUCUGUUUUAUCCGGCUGUAAAUACGGACCAAUGUGAAAUAAAUAAUAGAAAUGAGUUGUUUAAAUAAGAUUGUUUUUUGUAAAUGUACCAGCUGAUAAAACAACGAUUCUUUAGGAAUAAA
This is a messenger RNA of Xenopus laevis (African clawed frog), 4657 nucleotides long. RefSeq names its product period circadian regulator 3 S homeolog (gene per3.S). Gene Ontology annotation, cellular component: nucleus; cytoplasm. Gene Ontology annotation, molecular function: transcription corepressor binding; transcription cis-regulatory region binding. Gene Ontology annotation, biological process: circadian regulation of gene expression; negative regulation of transcription by RNA polymerase II; entrainment of circadian clock by photoperiod. Lineage: Eukaryota; Metazoa; Chordata; Amphibia; Anura; Pipidae. The record is from RefSeq and is a predicted model, not a curated record. Bases 424 to 4227 code for a protein of 1267 amino acids. The transcript has 22 exons.